AUGUUGAGAGGUGGGCGUGGUGGUCGCCACAGUCCAGAACUGUAUCCCCACACUUUGAAGUGCUCUAACGCAAGUGACACAAGCUCAGCAUAUAGUGGCAGUGACACAAUGACCUCUGUGCAUAGCUCAUUAGACAUGGAUAUGGAAGUUGAUCUUUCAGGUCUUCUAGAAUCUAUAGUGGAUUCAGAUGAAGAAGAAGAUUUAGAAGAGAGUAUGGACAGUCUGACUGUAAGAGAUCCUGUUCGGGAAUGCCUUGAAAAAGAUCCAAGUGAAAGAACUGAAGAAGAUAUUGAAAUUUUGCUGGAAUUCACUCAGCAUUUGAAAGCAUUUACUAAUAUGACUCUUACUGUACGUAGAGCCCUAUGUGCUGUUAUGGUAUUUGCUGUUGUGGAAAAAGCUGAAACUAUUGUAAUGCAAGAUGGAGAAGAACAUGAUUCUUGGUCAGUUUUGAUAAAUGGACAUGUUGGAAUUGAGCACCAAAAUGGAGAGGUUGAAUAUCUCAAUGUUGGAGAUAGUUUUGGAAUGGCUGAAGCCACUCUUGAAAGAUUAUACCACCGUGGUGUAAUGACUACAAGAUGUAAUGACUGUCAAUUUGUCUGUGUUACUCAAACAGAUUAUUAUAGGAUCUUACAUCAGGGUGAAGAAAACAUUAAACGUCAUGAAAAUGAGAAUGGAGUUGUGGUCUUGGUCACAGAAUACCGAGGUACAGCAGGUGAAUCAGGUCAUCCAGAUGGUCAUGUCGUCAUAAGGGGCACCCCUGAGCAACUGAUGUUACAGCUAAUUGAAGAUAAUUCACGUGACUCUACAUAUGUUGAAGAUUUUCUCUUGACCCAUAGAACUUUUAUUGAAAGUCAUUUGGUAGUAGCCAAACAGUUACUGGCCUGGUUUUCAGAACCUUCAGUACGUGAUAAGGUUACUAGAGUUGUAUUAUAUUGGGUAAACAACCAUUUUACUGACUUUGAAACGGAUCCCAAUAUGAUGGAAUUCUUAGAAAACUUUGAAGUGGCAUUGGAACAUGAAAAAAUGGAGAGUCAGUUAAGACUAUUAAACAUAGCAUGUUCAGCUAAAGCAAGGACAAGAAGUGUCACAUUAUCACGACCAACAAGAGAUGAACCACUAAAUUUUACUAUCCUUGGUGGUUAUGAAAGAGGUUAUGGUAUUUUUGUUUUAAAGGUAGAAAGGCACUCAAAAGCUGAGGAAGUAGGCUUGAAAAGAGGUGAUCAAAUUUUAGAAGUCAAUGGUCAAUCCUUUCAACAUGUUAGUCAUGCCAAAGCCAUGGAAAUUAUCACUGGAUCAACACAUCUGAGUAUAACUGUCAAAAGCAAUUUCUUAGCCUUUAAACAAAUGUUACUUAUGCCAGAGAAUUCUCCCCGCCAGAGAGGUGGUACCAAUAUGGUGAGAUGGCAAACAGAUCCUAGAGCAAGACUUUCAACUGCAGAACUAUUAAGUGAUGAUCCCAUUACUUUGACUCCAAUCUUUCAGUCCCCUACAAAGAAACUUCAGCCACAAAUAAACAUUAAAAAAGAACCACAGAAAGGCUUUAUGACAUUAGGCCCAAAACGACUUCAUAAGGCUUUAAUGAAAAUGAAUAUACUUCCUAAAAAUACAAUUAAUGAUGGUAUUCAUAAUGAUGACAGUAUAUUGUCAAAUACAGAUCCUUUGAAUAAAGGCAACACAAGUACUAAUUUCUACAGCUCACACAGUAACCCUGAUCUCAUAUCAAUAUGUUAUGAUGAUUAUCAAUCCUCUGAUUAUCCUGAACAUGUACUAAAAGUAUAUAGAGCAGAUCAGACCUGUAAAUAUUUACCAGCUCACAAAGAGACUACUGCCAGAGAAGUUGUAAUGCUGGCAUUACGGGAAUUUGGGAUAACUGAACCUAGCUCAAAUUUCUCUCUGUGUGAAGUCUCUGUUGCCCAAGGAGGAAUUAUAAAACAACAUCGCCUUCCAGAUCAGCUACAGAACCUUGCCGAAAGAAUAGGUCUCAGCUCUCGAUAUUAUUUGAAAACUAAUGGUAUUAGUGAAACUUUAGUACCUGAUGAAAUGGCACCAGAAUUGCUCAGAGAGAGUGUGGUGCAUUUUCUACAACUAAAUGCCGUCGAAGUGGCAGUGCAAUUAACAUUACAAGAUUUCUACAUUUUUAGACAAAUUGAAAGUACUGAAUAUGUUGAUGAUUUGUUUGAGCUAAAAAGUAGGUAUGGCACACCAAUGUUGUCUCAGUUUGCUGGGCUAGUAAAUAAAGAAAUGUUUUGGGUUGUCACUGAAGUUGUAAAUGAACAAAAUCUUGUAAGACGAUCUAGAAUUAUAAAACAGUUUAUAAAAGUUGCAAGACACUGUAAGGAGUGUAAGAACUACAAUUCAAUGUUUGCAAUUAUCUCUGGAUUAGGCCACGGUGCAGUGUCAAGGCUGAGAAUAACAUGGGACAAGCUGCCUACUAAAUAUAUAAAACUUUUUUCUGACUUGCAAUCAUUUAUGGAUCCCUCAAGAAAUAUGUCAAAGUACAGGCAAUUAAUCACAGCUGAACAAGGAAGAUCACCAGUUAUCCCAUUCUAUCCAGUUGUUAGAAAAGAUCUUACAUUUAUACACCUUGGAAAUGAUACCAAAGUUGAGGGCAUGGUUAACUUUGAAAAAUUGCGAAUGAUAGCUAAAGAAGUGAAAACACUAACAAACAUGUGCAGUGCUCCAUAUGACUUAUUAACAUUAUUAGAGUCAGGAAAACAGCCACCUUCAAAUGCUAUGGUUGCUUUAAAUCAGCUAACAUCUGGUGUUCAGCAAGGCCAGGUAACUGUGAAAAGGAGAAAGAAAUCAUCAAAUGUUCCAAAUCCAAAGAAAAUGUUUGAGGAAGCCCAAAUGGUACGGCGCGUUAAAGCAUAUUUGAAUCGUAUGCAUGUGGAAACAGAUGAAGAAAGGCUUCAUGCUUUGUCAUUAGAAUGUGAAGGUUCUGGUCCCGCGCCGUCUUUGCCGAGACGUAGACAUCCAUCACCCUCUUUGUCCACAACCAGUAGUGCAUCAUCAGCCAGUGAGAGUAAAAAAGGUUUUGCAGGAAAUAAAUUUGGGGCGGCGUCGCCACAAGCCGUGAGAAAGUUGUUGGCAUUAUCUGAGCCUGCCAAAACCCGCCCACACCAACCCCGACCACCACCUCCUCCGGGACCAUCACCGUGCUCGCAUCGACGAGAUGGAACUGUGCCAGGAAUUUGUUGCUCUCGAGCUGCGCACGAAAGAUCACACUCUGACACACCUACACCACUACCAGUAGAUCUAUCAGCAGAGAGCAGCAGUGUCACAUCUUUAGUAAACUUGCCAUUGAGAAAGACAGGAUCAGCCACAUCUAGUGACAGUGGGCAUGGUUCUUGUACUACAGCUAGUUGUGUUCGGCCCGUACCACCUCCGAGAAUGCCUUACACUCUAGCUGCUCAAGUAGCGCGGCUUGAACGUCUAAGCCGUGCUCACUCACAUGAAGGCGUGACGCGCCCUUAUGAUUAUUACCACGAUACACCAGAUGACGAAGAUGAAGAUCAGCAAGUAUCAGCUGUUUAA
Messenger RNA from Leptosia nina, 3534 nucleotides. Lineage: Eukaryota; Metazoa; Arthropoda; Insecta; Lepidoptera; Pieridae. The record is from the annotation of a GenBank genome assembly.